CGUCAAAAAAGUGAUAGUGAUAGAAUUCCGAGAAAGUAAAAUCCAUUGCUGCAGAAAAGCGUGUUUUAUAAUUUUAUUUCGUAUUUUUUGAUUUCGGUGAGAUAAGUGAGCAGAAUGGACGACGAUUUACCGACCGAUUUCCAGGUCAUCGUGGUUGGGACAGGUAUGGUGGAGUCUAUCGUGGCUGCAGCAUGCAGUAGGAUAGGCAAGAAUGUGCUCCACCUGGACUCAAGCGACCACUACGGCGGGCUGUGGGCCUCAUACAACUUCGACGGCCUACAGAAGUUCAUCAAAGAAGUCAACUCCGACCCCAAACGUCAGCUCCAAGUGUACAACUUAGCCGAGAAGUGGUAUAUUGAGAAAGAUGCGCCCCAAGAAGAACCGAAUGAAGGAGAGGAUGCCAAACCCGACCCCUCCAAGAAAGUAUGGAGCCAAGCGAGCUUUGCCGCCGAGUAUAGGAAAUUCAAUAUUGACAUGACACCUAAGCUACUCUACUCCCGAGGGCCUCUAGUAGAGCUGCUGAUCUCGUCAAAUAUCGCCCGUUACGCCGAGUUCCGCUGCGUGACCCGAGUACUGACGUGGCUGGAAGACCGCCUCAUGCCGGUGCCCUGUUCACGAGCUGACGUUUUCUCCACUGAGGCGGUCAGCAUCGUCGAGAAGCGCAUGUUGAUGAAAAUGCUCACUUCUAUUGUCGCCUACAAUGAGGAGGAAAUGAAUAAUGAGUUUAAGGACUGGAACACCAAAACGUUCAAGGAGUACCUCACGAACAAGGGCUUGACUCCGAAUCUAAUCCACUACGUGUUGUACGCGAUCGCGGGCGGCAACAACUCCAUGCUCUGUUUAGACGGCGUGCGCGAGUGCAAGAAGUUCCUCAUGAGCCUCGGCCGCUACGGAGGCACACCCUUCCUCUGGCCCAUGUACGGCAGCGGGGAGCUGCCUCAGUGCUUCUGCAGAUUGUGCGCGGUGUUCGGCGGCGUGUACUGCCUGAACCGGCCGAUAGACAAGGUGGCGACGAAGACGGUGGACGAGGGCAAGACAGUCGUCACCAUCGACAGCAAGAGCAAGACGCUCAACUGCGACCACCUCGUCAUCGGCAUCAACGAGUGCCCCAAGGAGCUGAUAUCCCCGGAGCCAGUAGAAAGCCGCGACAUAUCUAAGGCUGUGUUCAUCACGAACGGCAGUAUCAUGCCGAGCGAUAAGGAGCCGCUCACACUACUGCGGUUCCCGCCGCUGGGUGACAACGACCACUCCGUCACGGCCCUCGAAGUCGGGCCCGCUACGGGCUCCUGUCCUAAGGGAUUAUUCGUGGUGUACUUCAUAGCUAACAAAGACAAGGACGCGGAAACCGACCUGUUGCCGUACGCGGAGAAGAUAUUCGACAUGGGUGACCAGCCCGACUCCGGGAAACCUAAGUGCCUGUGGUCGCUGAUGUACAACGUGGCGGACACGAGCGCGGCGGUGGCCAGCAGCGAGCCCAGCGUGCACGUGUGCUCGGGGCCCGACGCGGGGCUGGACUUCGACCGCGCCGUCCACCAGGCCGAGCAAAUCUUCAAGAAGAUCUGUCCGGGCGAGGAGUUCCUGCCGCGCGCGCCCGACCCAGAGGAGAUCGUGUUCGAGGAUGACGUCACACACGGGCCCGAGUUCCAGGGGGACGCCGACGACCACGACGCCAAGGAGUAGCCCGGCCGCGGCCGCCGCACAGCUUGAAAUGACGCCAACUGUAUGCUAAAGUUACGCACUCUUAGUUAGAUACACCGGCUUAUAGUUUUAUUUUUAAUUCGAUUCAAUAAGUAAAGAACACCAUACUUGUAAAGUCAAAGUUUAUAACUACGAUAUUAAGAAAACGAAAACAGAUUUUUACUUUAAUAUGAUAAGUACUGUACUGUUAGGCAGAGUUGUUACUUAUGGUUGCUGUUGUUACAUUGGCUGUACGUAGGAUGGAUCGUUUAUUUGUCGUAUUAAACCUCACAGAAUUUAUAGAUGGGAGUUGCCAGUAAAGUACAUGAACGAACGGUUUGCAUAUUGUUAUGAAACGAACAGUUUUUUUGGUAUGUGUUUAUAAGAGACGUUAUUUUUUUCAGAUUGCACACACACAAAAAAAAAGUGGCAGCAGCCCAAAGGCAAUUCAGGUUCAUAAUUUCUGAUUAUAAAACCGUCAUUCACAUACUGAUUAAACCAAAUUAAGUAUAUGAAUGAAGCAGAUUGUAACGAUCCUUAUAUGAGCCCUUUGACAGAGAAACAUAGGGCUAUGACAUGACUGUUUUGUCAUAAUCACGUACAUUGUGUUCAUAAGAGAUUAACUAUAAAAACAAAAUUAGUGGAAAAUAUCAAUUUCUUCAAAUAUUUUCUAACAUUGGAAGAAUUUUAAACGACUGUUCUUACUUUUUGUUUACCACUACGAGGCUAUCAAUAAGAAAAAUAGGGAUUGAUUUGUAGAUAGGUACCUGUGAAAUUACCUAUAUACACCAGUAGGCUCUGCACGGCAACCGCGCCGACCGCAGCGCGAAUUAUAUCGAGGCCUUCGACCAAUAGCCGUUUGACGAUAGAUAGCAUUCGUAUCGUUUAUUGGUCGAAGCGCUCAAUAUAAUUCGCGUUGCGCGCGGCGCGGUUGUCAUGCAGACCCGGCUGGGUACAUUAAAUAUUUAAAAUAUGACUAACGAUAAACAAGUUUCUCAUUGCUUUGAAUUCGUCUCAGCGUAUGUUGUAUUACACGUAUUGUAUGUAACAAUAAUAGGAUAUAUGUUUGGAACACUACAGGAAUGCAAAUGCCGUAAAAUGCACAUAUCACUUUGGUGGCAUCGCACCAUACGUGUUAAUGAUAACUGUUUGGCUUCCAUUCAUCAAGGAUCGGGUAGAGAUAUCGAGUUACUUAAUUCCUUUCACAGUGAGAACAUGAUACGGUGUAACGGAUAUGAGGCAAAUUCCACUGUGUAGUGGUAUUGUACUGAUAUUUCAGACUCAAAAAUAUCUUUAUGGUGACAGGUAUGCUUUGAGUCGUCGUUUACAUGUUUUAAACAUAUUUUUUUGGCGAACGUCUCAUCCGCCUAUGCGGUUCUCAACAUGCACAGGGCCAUAGAUGUUCUUAAAAAAUGUUAUAAUACAAUUUCCGUGGUUUUACACAACUCCCUGCACUUAUAUAGUUACAUAAAUCGAAAUUAUAGGUUAGUGAACAAUUGACGUCAAUUUUUAUAUGAUGCUGACUUGCAACAUGAGUUGUUUACGUACAUUUCAAGCUGUGUAAUUUUAAAAUCUAGCCGCUCAAGCGCGGUGUAUGUGAAAUGUAGCUAAGGUGUAAUCUCAAUAAGAUUUAUACGCUUUGGGGUGUGCUCGGUUCAACUCUCAACACUUUAUUUUUAUUAAUCAAUAAUAUCGAAGCUACGAAAUUAGUGUAACGAAAGUAUUGCAGUGUUCUGUCGAACACACCCUCGGACGCUUGACUUCAUGCAUUCCGACUGGUGCGUUUGGAGCAAUGCGCAGACGCCGGUUGUGCUAGGAUAGGAACGUACUUAUCGAACGUGUGGCCUGUCAAGUUCACUCGCGGAUAAUACCUGAUAACGGUUAUCCGCCAUUGAACUUAACAAGCCAAACCCUGCUCUCAUGCGCGGUGAUUCAGGGUAAGGAUGCGGCUAGGUUGUCUUGAUGACGGCAAGAACAACACAUAGCACCACAAUAAAUUGUAUAUCGAUACUCAUAUCCAUUUUCAGUAUCCGCUGAAUGUUGGAGAACUGUCAUGUUUUUAAAGUAGUGAAUCGAGAUCAUUAUAAUUUAAGUAUUGUUUUAUACAUUAUCAUUGUGUAGUCGUGCUCUCUAAUGGUUUCUUUCAUCACAUGCAGCAGUGUAUCAGUAUUGAAUAUUUUUUAUUUAUAUAACCAAAGUAAUUAGAAUUUGAAAUGUGCAAUUCGAUAGUUAUAGCUAGGAUGCAGUUUUAAAAUGUUAAGUGCAAUAUUUUGGACGCACCAGUCCUAAAAUAUAGUUGUAGCACUUUUAUGUUUUUAUGAUUUAAAUUAUUUAGCACUUUUAAUGAUAUUUAUUGUCAGAUAAGAAGCAUAAUCAUGCCUGUGCAGCUUGUGCAUUUAUAAUUCCAUUAAAAUAUGAUUAUUA
Messenger RNA from Pectinophora gossypiella (pink bollworm), 4101 nucleotides. It is a transcript of the gene Rep, whose product is annotated as rab proteins geranylgeranyltransferase component A 1. Gene Ontology annotation, cellular component: cytosol; Rab-protein geranylgeranyltransferase complex; cytoplasm. NCBI's taxonomy places the organism in Eukaryota, Metazoa, Arthropoda, Insecta, Lepidoptera, Gelechiidae. The transcript has 10 exons. The record is from RefSeq and is a predicted model, not a curated record. Bases 115 to 1680 code for a protein of 521 amino acids. Gene Ontology annotation, biological process: vesicle-mediated transport; intracellular protein transport; small GTPase-mediated signal transduction. Gene Ontology annotation, molecular function: GDP-dissociation inhibitor activity.